UUGAAGGAACAAAAUAUCAUCUAAUCUAUCCUACGACAAAGAGGAAAGAAGAAAAGAAACCACAUCUCUCUUCCUUCCUUUCAUUUCAUCCCAAUCUCUUCAAAACUCGUCUCUGUACAUACCCUAAUUUUGAUUUCUAUUUUGUUUCUUUCUAUUGUUGAAUUUUCUUCGUGUUUAGAAAUUUCAGUCAACCGAUUUGUUUACAUAAAUCAAAACCCUAGGGGUUUGAUAAACUGCACAGUUAUUUCAGCUUAAUCAAUCAUGGCGGUUCCGACUAUUGCACUGUACGCAAGUCCUCCCACUGGUGUGUACUCAACUCCGUAUCCAUGUCAGAUCAACUCACAUACGUCGUACGAUUUCGAUCUAAGCAGCCGUCCUUCCUCUUCGUCUACGGCGACGGUUUCGUCGUCAAAACCAACCGUCGGCGGCCUUUCUUCGCUGUUUUCGUCUUCUUCAAGCUUUUCCGGUGGCGGAUCUGAAGAAUUGCCGUCGAUGAGAGGAGGUGAAGAUCUGAGCAGUUCGUUUUCGUACGCUCCGUUUGGAUCGUAUUUGAAACGAGAUCAUAUCCAUCAGAGUCCGGUUUCGGUGUUUCAAGGUCCGGUUUCGUCGAGCAGUACAUCGCCGUUGAGGUUUUCCCCGGAAAGAGAUGGUUCACUUCGUGCCGGGAGUAAGCGAUUGUUUAAAGGUUUUGUUACACACGCGUUAAGCUCGUGUGUGGAGUAUGAUUCCCGGAGUUCUCGAGUGCAAGAUGAUUUCGCCGAGGAACUUACAUUUAUGAUGGAUGAUACUACUCUUAAGGAAUCAGAUCCCGAGCCUUACGCUAAGGAUUUGCUAUUGGAUGCACAGUUAAAACACAAGAUUUUUAACGACAAUCUGGUUAUCAAAGCUUUCUAUGAAGCUGAAAAGGCGCACAGAGGGCAGAUGCGAGCCAGUGGGGAUCCUUAUUUACAACAUUGCGUGGAAACUGCGGUUUUGCUGGCUUCCAUAGGUGCUAAUGCUACUGUAGUUGCUGCAGGUCUUCUACAUGACACACUUGAUGAUUCUUUUAUAAGCUAUGAUUAUAUUCUCCAAACUUUCGGAGCUGGUGUUGCUGAUCUUGUUGAAGGGGUGUCUAAGCUAAGCCAAUUAAGCAAGCUUGCACGGGAAAGCAAUACCGCAAAUAAAACCAUGGAAGCAGAUCGUUUGCAUACAAUGUUCCUGGCAAUGGCAGAUGCAAGGGCAGUGCUCAUAAAGUUGGCUGAUAGGCUGCACAAUAUGAUGACACUAGAAGCAUUACCUUUGAGUAAGAAACAAAGAUUUGCAAAGGAGACAAUGGAGAUAUUUGCUCCUCUAGCCAACCGUUUAGGAAUCACUAGCUGGAAAGAGCAGUUAGAAAAUCUCUGCUUCAAGUACCUCAACCCAGAUCAACACAAAGAUCUCUCCUCUCAACUUUUGAAAUCCUUCAAUGAGGCAAUGGUAUCUUCUGCUGAAGAAAAACUGAAACAAUCCCUUCAAGAUGAAUCUGUAUCUUACCAUGUUUUAUAUGGAAGGCACAAAAGCUUGUAUAGCAUCUACUGCAAAAUGCUAAAGAAAAAGCUUGCAAUGGAUGAAAUUCAUGACAUUCAUGGGCUACGUCUGAUUGUUGAAAAUGAAGAUGAGUGCUAUAAAGCCUUAGAUCUUGUUCACAAAUUGUGGUCUGAAGUACCUGGAAAGUUCAAAGACUACAUAAAACAUCCAAAGUGCAACGGAUAUCAGUCAUUACACACAGUAGUAAUGGGUGAAGGUUCAGUUCCACUUGAAGUCCAAAUCAGAACAAAAGAAAUGCAUUCACAGGCUGAAUUUGGAUUUGCUGCUCAUUGGAGAUACAAAGAAGGUGAAAGUAAACACUCUUCAUUUGUAGUCCAGAUGGUUGAAUGGGCACGAUGGGUAGUGACAUGGCAAUGUGAGAAUAUGAGCCAAGAAGAGUACAAGUAUAAACCUCCAUGUACUUUCCCUUUUCAUUCUGAAGAUUGCCCACAUUCAUAUAAACCUUCAUGUGGAUCCGAGGGGCCUGUUUUUGUCAUCAUCAUUGAGAAUGAUAAGAUGUCCGUGCAAGAGUUGGCAGCAAAUUCAAGUGUGAAGGAUGUUCUGAACAUAAGUGGGUCUAGGUUUAUUUCUGUGAAGGAGGAGUUGAGGCCAAGGGUGAACCAUGAGCCAGUGAGGGAUCUUGGUUGUAAGCUGAAAAUGGGGGAUGUGGUGGAGCUGACACCAAGGAUUCCAGACAAGUCAUUGACGGAGUACAGGGAGGAGAUUCAGAGGAUGUAUGACAGGGGUCUCUCUGUAACAAACUCCAACAGGUGGGGAAGAUGAUCUUGAUGUCCAUGGUGUAUAACUGUAAAAGAAGUUAUGUAAGAAUACUACAUUACAUAGCCCUAGUCUCUAGAUAGAAAAUGAUUUAAUUGUUUCUUGUAAAUAUGUUGUAUAUAGCAGUUAUUUAUGUUAGGUGAAUUUCAAAUUUCCAAAAAAUAAAUGGAAAAACAAUAUAUAUGUA
Molecule: messenger RNA, 2509 nt
Organism: Lactuca sativa (garden lettuce)
Lineage: Eukaryota; Viridiplantae; Streptophyta; Magnoliopsida; Asterales; Asteraceae
Product: putative GTP diphosphokinase RSH3, chloroplastic
Biological process (GO): guanosine tetraphosphate metabolic process
Cellular component (GO): chloroplast
Source: RefSeq, a predicted model, not a curated record